Molecule: messenger RNA, 1347 nt
Organism: Exophiala aquamarina CBS 119918
Lineage: Eukaryota; Fungi; Ascomycota; Eurotiomycetes; Chaetothyriales; Herpotrichiellaceae
Exons: 1
Coding region: 1-1347 (448 amino acids)
Source: RefSeq, a predicted model, not a curated record
AUGAGUGCCGCCUUCCAGCAAGACGCCCUCGAGAUGCUUCGGAGCAUCUUCAUGCCAUUCAAUCAGAGACACAAUCGAAGCCCAAAAUCCCGUCAUCAUGUCCAGCUCACCUGGCAGAGUAGAGUCAAAGAGCUUCUUCCCGACAAGCAAAGCCUCUAUGGCUGGUACGCCAGCGUUCUCAGCCUCAAAGCACAUUUUGAAGAACCAGAGCAUUACGCAACAAUAUGGCCCAUGGCUUUAAAGCAACAAAAUAAGAGCUUGUUCUUGCUACGCAGCCGCAUAGUCGAAUCCCACAAACCCUCCGAAACCCUACUUCAAUGUAUCUGGUACAACGCUGCGCUGGCUUUCUACCAAGGUGACGUGUCUGUGAACGAAUGUCACAAGCGAGCAUUUGCCGACUUGAUCCAGAAGCUCGGAGGCAUAGAUGUUCUGACGCCAACAAUCCGCCUCCAAGUGAUCCACGGAGAAAACGUACACAGCCGACAUGUAAUGGCGCGACCAGCCCUGGAUUUCGGCCAGUAUGACCCGGGUUCCUUCUACGACCAGUGCUGCUUCCGAGAAUACACUUUGAUCAGCCCCGAAGCCAAGUCUCAAUAUCGGUACGGGGACGACGCAUUCCUGCUCCCAGACGAUCCACUCUCUGCCCGUCUUGGCACGUACCUUUCCAUGCACCGAGAAUUCGUCACUGCACACUGCUUGGCCGAGGACUUGGAUCGAGAUAAAAAGUACGACGAAGCCGACCGGUUCUUCGAUUGGCUCUAUCCUCGUCGCUCAACCUUAAAUUCAUGGACCAUGACGCUCUUCUUCGACUUGGUGGAAACCAUCACACCCGCGACACCUACCUCCCGAGCCGUACGUCGACAGCUACAAGCAUGCCUUGCCCUCUCCUCAUCUUAUGCAAUGUCGUUUGCCUAUGGCUUCCUGUCUCGUGUCCAGAGAUGGCUGCUCUACGUCCCCAUCCAGAAUCUGCAGCCACAAAUCGAAGUCCUCCUGACGUACAUAGCGAAGCGGGGCUUUCUCUAUGGCAACAAACCAAACUUUGCAAUUCACGAAGUUGGCACUAUGUACUCGGGUGCUAUCGACUACUAUAACGCACUACUGUAUAUUUUCUUCGUUGGCGCAUGUGCAGAACAAGCCUCCAACGAAGCGGGCAAGCGGCCCGUCUUGCAAACUACCUGGCACUCAGUGCGGUUCGCAUACACGAGUCAACUCCUAGGACUAAGGACAUGGCGUGAGGCACAGAAGCUUUUAACGCGCUUCGUGUAUGCUGACUGUGUGAUGGACCGCUUCGUCGAGGGCUUGUUUGAGGCAAGAUGGGACUUGGUCAAGGAGUUUGAAGGCUAUUGA